This is a messenger RNA of Acinonyx jubatus (cheetah), 4331 nucleotides long. RefSeq names its product ubiquitin conjugating enzyme E2 J1 (gene UBE2J1). The transcript has 8 exons. The record is from RefSeq and is a predicted model, not a curated record. Lineage: Eukaryota; Metazoa; Chordata; Mammalia; Carnivora; Felidae. Bases 375 to 1286 code for a protein of 303 amino acids.
CCCCGGGUCGGGCGCUGCGGUUCCCUCGCGUCCGCCGCCAGUCGCGGCUCCGCCCCGGGUUUCGCGCUCUACGCGAGACCGCCGCCUGCCGGGAUGGUGCAGGCCGCAGGGCGGCCGGGCGGGCACCGGCUGCCAGUCCGGGGACUGGCCAGUUCCCCGCAGCACCUGGACUUUCCCUUUCCUCUUGUUGGUUGCGUAGUGCUGGGUCAUAAACUCAUAUCUAAGAACAGAUGUAAAGAUGAUGUCCGUGGGUAAUAGUUAACAGCGCCGUGCCGUCCGUACCUGCACCCUGAACACCGACCGUCGUUAUCCUUUCGUCGCUGCCACCGGACUUAUAUUAGCUGUUUCACUCACUUACACCUGUUAAACGUUUAAUGAAAGAAGCAGCAGAAUUGAAAGAUCCAACAGAUCAUUACCAUGCACAGCCAUUAGAGGAUAACCUUUUCGAAUGGCACUUCACAGUUAGAGGGCCCCCAGAUUCUGAUUUUGAUGGAGGAGUUUAUCAUGGACGAAUAGUACUGCCCCCCGAGUAUCCCAUGAAACCACCAAGCAUUAUUCUUUUAACGGCUAAUGGACGAUUUGAAGUAGGCAAGAAAAUCUGUUUGAGCAUCUCAGGACAUCAUCCUGAAACUUGGCAGCCUUCGUGGAGUAUAAGAACAGCAUUAUUAGCCAUCAUCGGGUUUAUGCCAACAAAAGGAGAGGGAGCCAUAGGUUCUCUAGAUUACACACCAGAGGAAAGAAGAGCACUUGCCAAAAAAUCACAAGAUUUCUGUUGUGAGGGAUGUGGCUGUGCCAUGAAGGACGUCCUGUUGCCUUUAAAAUCUGGAAGUGAUUCAAGCCAAGCUGACCAGGAAGCCAAGGAACUGGCUAGACAAAUCAGUUUUAAGGCAGAAGUCAAUUCAUCUGGAAAGACUAUCGCUGAAUCGGACUUAAACCACUCUUUUUCACUAAAUGAUUUACAGGAUGAUAUACCUGCAACAUUCCAGGGUGCUACAGCCAGUACGUCGUACGGAGCCCAGAACCCCUCAGCAGCAUCCCUUCAACAACCUGCUCAACCUGUAGCUAAGAAUACCUCCAUGAGCCCUCGACAACGCCGAGCCCAGCAGCAGAGUCAAAGACGGUCGUCUGCUUCCCCAGAUGUGAUCCAGGGCCAGCAGCCAAGAGACAACCACACUGAUCAUGGUGGAUCCGCUGUCCUGAUUGUCAUCUUGACUUUGGCAUUGGCAGCUCUUAUAUUCAGACGAAUAUAUCUGGCCAAUGAGUACAUAUUUGACUUUGAGUUAUAAUAUUGUUUUGUGUCUUAAGAGCUGUGACUCUGCUGCUUCAUUAAACAUUCUGCAUUGGGUAUAAUCUAAGAAUUGUUUACAAAAAGAUUAUUUUGUAUUUACCCUUCAUUCCUUUUUUGAUCCUUAUAAAUUCAGUAUAAAUAUAGCUAGACUUUCAGACUGUAUCCUGCUUAGUUCAAGGGACUGAAGUCACAGCCCCUUGUCUCACCAUAUGACCUGCUUUACAGGGAAAUAACUUAUUGUUGUUUCUCAUGCCUCGGCUUCUUUUUUGUAAAUUUGUGAUACUUUUCUGUAUAGCCCUUUGACAUUUUUGGAUAAAAGAUGGUGUUUUAAGUUCCAGUGAGUAUUACUAGUUACUCAGUACCAUUUAUUGAGUACUCUAUUUCUACUUAGGUAGAAUGAUAACAGGGAUAAGAGUUGAAAAGGGAAAGUAGAGCUCUUCAAAUAGUUUGCUGAGAAUGUCAUUCAUAGAAGAUGCACUGGAAUUGCCCAUUCUGUGACUGACUUUGUGUCCUAAAUGUUGUUCAGUGAAAGUAACAAUUUCAGUCAAAUAGUUAUGAGGAAAUGAGAUUACAUCUUUGUUCCUGGAUGUUAUUUGAAGAGGAAAGGAUGCUUUGAAACCACUUUGAUAUGCUGUUAUCCCAUUCUCUCCCAAAUAUACACAAGAUUUAAAAAUAAAAAAGGAAACAACCCUCCAUAGAUUUUUUCUUUAAGGAAGGAAGGGUCCAAGCCAGAAAUCAGUUGAUUUUCUUCCAGAAGUCAAGUGGAAGGAUCUUCAGAUUUUAAUGUUUGCUCUGCUUUGAAUUGUAUAUCUUUUGAAGGUAUUACAUGUCUAGCUUUGUAAUCACUAUAAAUGUAAUUAUUCCAGGAAUAUGCAUAAUGUUGAAAUAUUUUAUGUACCGUUUCAAUAGAAAAGCUCAGGGCCCAAGUAACAGUGAUAGAAAUGAGAAAAACCUUUACUUAGAAUUGUCCACCUAAUCAAAACCCAAGAAAUAAUUGUCAGUGCAAAAUCAAUAUAUAACUUAGUGCUAGCUAACUUUACAGAUUCUAGUAGAUAAUUUUAUCAUCAUAAUUCCUGAUGAGAACAUAGAAUCACAGAAAAGCAUUGCCUUCAGCAUGUUUGGUAACAGCGUUGAGGGUACUCUUAAGAGUACUUGUUAAUGAAGAUGUAGUUUUUAAAUAUAGGCAGUCCCCAGCUCUCAAAUAGGUUAUGUUCUAAGAGUGCAUUUGUGAGUUUUUUUUAACAACUCAAUGUUGUAAGUGGUGUUCAGGUUCUAGAAAGUCCACAAAAGUUUGUCCAUAAUGUAUCUUGAAUACUUUGGAGGGUGGUGUUCAUAAAGUCCUUAGUGUAGUUUUAACUAACUGAAAUUAUGGGCAAGAUAGAAACAAUUUGUAAAAUGCUAUUAAAGGCAAAUUUAAUUUUUAUUGCUGCUAUGGACUUUGGGUCUGUUAAUUAUUAGACAAAAUUUCUAUUUUCAUCUGCUAGCCAUUUUCCUUUAUGUCCACAUCUAAAAUAAACAUACUGUAUACUAUUAUACAAUACAUAAUUGUCUAAGGAUUAAUAAAUUAGCAUUUUAAAAGUGUUUACAGAUUGUUUCUGUUACAUCUACAGCCAAAGUUAGUAAAGUUUUAAAAAGCUCAAGGACUUUAUGAAGACCUCAUAUGUCAGGAAAAUUAAAGGUUACCAUUUUAUAACUUUAUUGCCAUGGGAAAGCACAUUCUGAAGUCUUGGUUUGGAACACAAAAUACUAGAAGUAGUUCAGUGGUCUCCUAGCAAGAAGUCACUGACCCUUGGGAAGACCAGAUGACCUUAUCACCUGAGAAGAAGAAAGUCCCCCUGCUUUCAGCCUUUGAUUGUAGAUGAACCGUGUGCUAGGAACAAUCUUCCCUCUGCUUCUUCUCAGUGAAACUUGAGCCAACCUCUGGAUCUACGUGAUCCUGUUGCAUGUUUCCAACGGAGUGUACCUAUGCUUUAAGAUUAAUUAAGCCAAGAAGAUUUUGAAUUGCGCAGAUCCUUCUCUAUCUGAUUUGCUUCUCCUCCCUCACCUGUCAACUGAUAGGUCACCUUCUUGUUUGUAUUGGGAUGUUUUAAGCACCUGAUACACAUAUCUGAAAAGUGGCAUAUUUUUUGCUCCUUCCCUUUCAGCUCACAUAUGCUACUUAAAAAUCCUUAAGUUGUGAAUCUGAUCCCCAUCGUGGAGUUGAUGAGCAAAAUUGAUCUUUGGGGCUAUUCUUACUCAAAUGCCACUUGAAGAGACUCUUCAGAAAACAGUUGUUUUUAAAGCCCCACCUUAUCCCUUUAAUUAGAGUGUCAGGACAAAACCAGAUAUGUAUCUGGUUGGUGAAGGUUUAGGACUCCUUCCCCCAGUCCUCAUGUUUAGGUAAUUCAUGGCUUUUUCUUUGACCAAAAAAGCACAUGACUACAUAUCAAGGUAGUUAAAAUAGCAUGUCAAAAAAAUAUAUAAUGUCUGUAUCACCUGUAACUGUUUAAGCCAAUGAAACCUUUCAAAUUUUAUGUAUUGUGGGGCUUUUAUGUAGCACUUUACAUUUUCAUGCUGCUUAUUGUUUUGUUCCACUGAAAUAAAUGAAUUUCAUCAAAACUCUCACCUAAUUUUUUUUAAAAAACCUUUAAAGUUUAUCAUUUUGACUAUGGAAAUAUAAUAGUUCCUAUUUCAGGAGAAUAAGAAAUCUUUUUGUUAUUUUUGGCUAUGAAUAAACUUUCUGGUAUCUUGAGACCUCCCAUUUUUAUAGACCAGAAUCUGUAAACAAAUCUCACACAUUUGGACUUACUUGGGCAGAAACCUAGGCUGAAGUACUGAAAAACCUGUAUUGUUCCAUCAUUUGCAAGUAAGUAUAUGAAAAGCGAAUGCAUUUAGUGAACCUGCCUCUUAACAAAGACUAAUGUGUACAUUAACAUGUGUACUGUUUAAGCCUUUGUGGGAGGCUUGUACCUUGCUCAGAAGCUGUUUGGAACACCUCUUGAACAGUUGCCUUCAGAACUAGUUUGAGCUGCUCAAUAAAACCAGUGACUUUAUUCAUACCGUG